This is a messenger RNA of Salvia splendens (bonfire salvia), 2560 nucleotides long. RefSeq lists its product as uncharacterized. The record is from RefSeq and is a predicted model, not a curated record. Gene Ontology annotation, cellular component: nucleus; cytoplasm. Gene Ontology annotation, molecular function: mRNA binding. NCBI's taxonomy places the organism in Eukaryota, Viridiplantae, Streptophyta, Magnoliopsida, Lamiales, Lamiaceae. The transcript is spliced from 16 exons. Bases 101 to 2317 code for a protein of 738 amino acids.
ACCUCACUUUCAACAGGCGGCUAGGGUUUCGUUCUUCUCCCCUCUUCCAGUGAGAAAUUGUUUUGUCAGGGUUUUGCUAUUUGCUGUUAUUGAGCAAAAAAUGGCGACUAUAAACCCAUUUGAUUUGCUGGACGAUGAUACAGAGGAUCCUUCGCUACUUGCUGCUCAGCUCAAGAUCGAGCCGAAGAAAGCCGUAGUACCAUCGGCCAAGCAGCCGCCGCAGCCGAAGCUCCCCUCGAAACCGCUCCCCCCGGCUCAGGCUGUCAGAGAAGCAAAAUCUGAAUCUGCACGAAGUGGCCGUGGUGGUGGUCGUGGUUUUGGCCGUGGUCGUGGAGGACACAAUAGAGAGAGUGCCAGCAAUGGAAAUUCAUAUGGCAAUAGGGAGUUCUCUGCUCCUCAGGGUGCACCUGACCAGGAUGGGAAGUCUUAUGAAAGGCGGGGUGGCUAUGGAGCACCCCGUGGUGGACGGAGAGGUGGUUACACCAAUGGAGAAGCUGGAGAAGAAGUGGAGCGCCCUCGGAGGACAUUUGAGCGCCGUAGUGGAACUGGUCGUGGAAAUGAGAUGAAACGGGAAGGAUCUGGACGUGGAAACUGGGGAGCACCUGAAGAUGAACUUGCACCAUUGACAGAGGAAGCUGUUGAUGGAGAUGAGAAAAACCUGAAUGUGGAGAAGCCCCCUGUGGAGGAAAACCCUGCUGUAGAUGGAGAAAAGGAAGCUGCUAAAGAUGAAAAUGAAGAGAAAGAGGCUGAGGAUAAGGAGAUGACAUUGGAAGAAUAUGAGAAGCUUUUGGAGGAGAAAAGGAAGGCUCUGGUGGCUCUUAAAACUGAAGCAAGGAAGGUUGAUGGAAAAGAGUUUGCCUCAAUGCAACAGCUCACAGACAAGAAAGCUAAUGAUGAAAUCUUCAUUAAAUUGGGUUCUGAGAACGAUAAAAAGAAAGAUUUAGCAGAGAAAGAACAAAAAGCUAAAAAGUCUGUCAGCAUCAAUGAAUUCUUGAAGCCUGCCGAGGGUGAGAGGUACCACAACCCUGGUGGCCGUGGGAGGGGCCGAGGCCGUGGACCAAGAGGAGGAGGCUAUGUUGGGUCCAAUGACAGGAGUGGUUUCCAAGCACCAGCCAUUGAAGAUCCCGGGCAGUUCCCGACCUUGGGUGAUUAUGUAUUACAGAUUGGGAAUAGUUACUAUCCGUUAAUGAACCUUCAAGAUGAGAAAACAAGGUUUUGUUUUGGUUUUGUUGCUCAAGAGAUGGCGACAAUAAACCCGUUUGAUCUUCUGGGCGACGAUACCGAGGACCCCUCACUCCUCGCGGCUCAGCAGAAGAUCGAGCCGAAGAAAACCAUAGCACCACCGGCUAAGCGGGCAGCGCAGCCGAAACUCCCCUCCAAGCCGGUACCCCCGGCUCAGGCUGUCCGAGAGGCAAAAUAUGAUUCUGCGCGAGGAGGUGGACGAGGUCGAGGACGUGGAUAUUCUCGUGAUGGUGGUGCACGUCCAAAUAGAGACUUUGCCAACAAUGGAAACUCAUAUGGCAAUAAGGAAGUAUUUGCUGCUCAGGGUGCACCUGACGAGGUUGAUGGAAGAUCAUCUGAAAGGCGUGGCGGCGGCUAUGGUGGACCCCGCGGUUCAUUUUCUGGUGGCCGUCGAGGUGGUUACAGCAAUGGAGAUGCUGGAGAAGGAGACCGAGACCGCACUCGUAGGCCUCUCGAGCGCCGCAGUGGAACUGGCCAUGGAACUGAAAUGAAACGAGAAGGGUCAGGUCGGGGAAACUGGGGAAUGCAUACUGAUGAAUUGGCACAAGUGACUGAGGAAGUUGGUAAUGAAGAUGAGAAAAAUCUGAGUGUGGAGAAGCCCUUGGGAGAGGAAGAUGCUGCUGAAAAUGUAGAAAAGGAAGGUACUAAAGAGGAAAAUGAAGAGAAGCCUGAGGAUAAGGAGAUGACACUGGAAGAGUAUGAGAAGCUUCUUGAGGAGAAAAGGAAGGCUUUGCUUGGUCUUAAAUCUGAGGAAAGGAAGGUCGAUGCAAAAGAAUUUGAAUCAAUGCAAGCACUCUCAAACAAGAAAACUAAUGAUGAUAUCUUCAUUAAAUUGGGCUCCGAGAAGGAUAAAAAGAAAGAGUUGGCAGAGAAAGAGGAGAGAGCUAAAAAGGCUGUCAGCAUCAAUGAAUUCUUGAAACCUGCUGAGGGUGAGAAGUACUACAGCCCUGGCGGUCGUGGACGCGGUCGUGGCCGUGGCGCCAGAGGAGGGUUCGGUGGGCCAAGCGACAGGAGCACUUUCCAAGCACCAGCUAUCGAAGACCCUGGGCAGUUCCCUACCUUGGGUGGUAAAUAAGAUGCUCCUUGUGCUGCUUCCUGCCGCUCGUUAUUAAUUGUGACAUUGGUUCUCGGUUUUGCUUCGUGAUUCUGGCAACACGUUAUUAAUUGUUUGUUUUGACAUUACAUUCUGAAAUCUGAAGUAUGUUGCCUUUUAUUACCCGUUUUUACAUCCCUUGUCGAAUGUGUUGUGCGCUUAAUCCAUCGAUUUGUAAAUUACCUAAGAAACAGCGAAAAUAAAUGAUUUACAGUUUUAAUGUUA